AUGGCUUCUACUGACGCUCCUACUGAAACAAAACUCUGGGGUGGCCGUUUUACUGGUGCCACUGAUCCUCUUAUGGAACUUUACAAUGCCUCCCUUCCUUAUGACAAAAAGAUGUAUGCUGCAGACCUCGAGGGAACCCGCGUUUAUACAUCCGCUCUUGAAAAACUGGGUCUCCUGACCAAGGAGGAGCUCGCCGAAAUUCACCGUGGUCUCGAACUCAUUCAUGCUGAAUGGGCCAAUGGCACUUUUGUUGAGAAGCCUGGUGACGAAGAUAUUCAUACCGCUAACGAACGUCGUCUCGGAGAGUUGAUUGGAAAGGGAAUUGCUGGCAAGGUCCAUACUGGUCGCUCUCGUAACGAUCAGGUUGCUACAGACAUGCGUUUGUAUGUUAGAGAUGAGCUUACUAAAACUCAGACCCAGCUUAGAGCUCUUAUUCAAGUCAUUGUUAAUCGUGCUCGUUCAGAAAUUGAGAUUCUUAUGCCUGGCUAUACCCAUCUUCAACGUGCCCAGCCCAUCAGAUGGGCUCACUGGCUUUCUCUUCAUGCAACUUUCCUUGCAAAUGAUCUUAAGCGUUUAGAGCAGGUUAUUGAGCGUGUUAACGUCUCGCCUCUUGGUUCAGGAGCUCUCGCUGGUCAUCCUUAUGGAAUUGACCGCGAAUACAUUGCCAAUGAACUUAAAUUCGAUGGUAUUAUUGGUAACUCUCUUGCUGCUGUUUCUGACCGUGACUUUGUGGUCGAAACAAUGUUUUGGGGAUCCCUUGUUCUUAACCAUCUUGCUAAGCUUAGUGAGGAUCUUAUUAUUUAUUCCACUGCUGAGUUUGGUUUUAUUAAGCUCGCUGACGCUUACUCUACUGGUAGUAGUUUGAUGCCUCAAAAGAAAAACCCCGAUUCUUUGGAGCUUCUUCGUGGAAAGAGUGGUCGUGCUUUUGGUCAUCUGGCUGGCUUCAUGAUGUCUCUUAAAGCCACUCCUUCUACCUACAAUAAGGAUUUGCAAGAAGAUAAAGAGCCUCUUUUUGACAAUCUGGUGACUGUCAGCCAUUCAAUUCAAAUCGCUACUGGUGUCCUUUCUACUCUCAAAGUUAUUCCUGAAAAAAUGCAGGCUGCUCUUACUAUGGACAUGCUUGCUACUGAUCUUGCAGAUUAUCUUGUUCGCAAGGGUGUUCCUUUCAGAGAGACUCAUCACAUUUCUGGUGAGGCUGUUCACCUUGCUGAAUCCACUAACGUUUCUGGUAUUGAUCAAUUGACUUUGGAACAGUACAAAUCAAUUGACAGUCGCUUUGAGGAGGAUGUUUUUAAAGUCUUUGACUUUGAGGCCAGUGUUGAAAGACGAACUGCUAUCGGUGGAACUGCUAAAUCUGCUGUUCUUGCACAACUGGAGAACCUUGAAAAGAUUAUCUCUUAA
Molecule: messenger RNA, 1401 nt
Organism: Magnusiomyces paraingens
Lineage: Eukaryota; Fungi; Ascomycota; Dipodascomycetes; Dipodascales; Dipodascaceae
Exons: 2
Coding region: 1-1401 (466 amino acids)
Cellular component (GO): cytosol
Molecular function (GO): argininosuccinate lyase activity
Source: RefSeq, a predicted model, not a curated record